CUACGACAGUCGAGUGAAAAUUCUCAAACGUAUCGGAAGUUUUACGACUAAAUAAAAAUGUUAGUUUUUAUUUUAGCGGCACUAGGAGCGAUUUUAUUUCAUUAUAUAAAACGCAUAUAUUCAUAUUGGGAACGUCGUAAUUUUCCAUAUGAUCAGAAUAGUAAAAUACCUUACGGUUGUUUGGAAACCGUCGCUAAACAUAAAAAGUCCAUGGGUAUGGCAAUUCAUGAUGUCUACUUCAGAUCGAAAGAACGCUUUUUGGGUGUAUAUUUAUUAUUUCGCCCGGCAAUUUUGAUACGUGACGUUGAUUUAGUACGUCAUGUAUUGGCAGAGGAUUUUGCUAGUUUCCAUGAUCGUGGCGUAUAUGUGGAUGAAGAAAAAAAUCCACUUUCAGCACAUAUCUUCGCAUUAGAAGGCAAAAGUUGGCGUGAUAUGCGUAUCAAACUAGCACCACUUUUCACAUCCGGAAAGUUAAAGGCAAUGUUCAGUACUUCAGAGGAAGUUGGUGAUAGAAUGAUUGCCCAUUUAAAUACAUUGAUACCGGAAAAGGGUAGUGUCAAAAUUGAUUUGAAAGAGAUUUUUACCACUUAUGCUAUUGAUAUUAUUGGGUCCACAAUUUUCGGUUUGGAUAUCAACAGCUUUGAAAAUCCCACCAACAAAUUCAGAAAUAUAGUUUAUUUAGCUCGCAGGAACACACAUUUUACUGCAAUUUUAAGCAUGUGUGUAUUUUUGUGUCCAUCGAUAUUUAAAUUUGUAAUGCGCACAUUUCAUCUAAAAAAGCCGGUUGGCGACGAAAUGCUUCCAAUCGUAAAGGACACUGUCGAAUAUCGUGAAAAACACAACAUUGUGCGUAAGGACAUGUUGCAGUUAUUAAUGCAAUUAAAAAAUACCGGUAAAAUUGAGGAAGAUGAUAACAACUUUAAUGCCAAUGUAACCAAGAAAACUGGAAGUACUACUGAGAAUAUGUCUAUUGAAAAAAUAACAGCACAAGCUAUUAUAUUCUAUAUCGCCGGUCAGGAAACCACAGCAUCAACAACUUCUUUGACAAUCUUUGAACUCGCACAAUAUCCUGACGUACUGAAGAAAGUUACUGAAGAAGUCAAUACAGUUUUAGCAGAGAAUGAUGGCAAGAUUACUUAUGAAAGUUUACAAAAAAUGGAGUACUUGGAAUUAUGUAUGAGUGAAACUCUACGUAAAUAUCCUGGCUUACCAUUAUUAAAUCGGGUUUGUACUCAAGAAUAUCAAAUUCCUGGCACUGACAAAGUUAUCGAAAAAGGUACACCUGUAGUAAUAUCUCUUUUUGGUAUACAUCGUGAUCCGGAACAUUUCCCAGAUCCAGAAACCUAUAUUCCUGAACGUUUUCUACCUGAAAAUAGUAAUUACAAUCCCAAAGCAUAUAUGCCUUUCGGUGAAGGUCCACGUCAUUGUAUAGCCCAACGUAUGGGUAAAAUUAAUUCAAAAUUGGGUGUAGUAAAAAUUUUACAAAAUUUCAAUGUCGAAAUAAUGCCAAGACAAGAUAUCGAAAUCGAUAAUCAUUCCAUUGCUAUUAUACCAAAAGGUGGAGUUAAUGUGCGUCUAUCGAAAAAGCAAACAACAAAUUAA
Teleopsis dalmanni is the source of this 1602-nucleotide messenger RNA. Its product is annotated as probable cytochrome P450 6d4. The coding region runs from base 58 to 1602 and encodes 514 amino acids. The transcript has 4 exons. Lineage: Eukaryota; Metazoa; Arthropoda; Insecta; Diptera; Diopsidae. Gene Ontology annotation, molecular function: heme binding; iron ion binding; oxidoreductase activity, acting on paired donors, with incorporation or reduction of molecular oxygen. The record is from RefSeq and is a predicted model, not a curated record.